UUGCCCGUCACGUGACGGGGGCGGGGCGUGUCACGUGCCGCCGGGUCCGUUCAGUCGCUCAGGGCUGCGGCUCGCCGGAGCGCCGCCGGCCCCAUCAUGAUCAAAGCCAUCCUCAUCUUCAACAACCACGGCAAGCCGCGGCUCUCCAAGUUCUACCAGCGCUACAGUGAAGAUACACAGCAACAAAUUAUCAGAGAAACCUUCCACUUAGUAUCCAAACGUGAUGAAAAUGUCUGUAAUUUUCUAGAAGGAGGCUUAUUAAUAGGUGGAUCUGAUAACAAACUAAUUUACCGACACUAUGCCACCUUGUAUUUUGUGUUUUGUGUGGAUUCUUCAGAAAGUGAGCUUGGCAUUUUAGACCUGAUACAAGUAUUUGUGGAAACACUAGACAAAUGUUUCGAAAAUGUCUGUGAGCUGGAUUUAAUUUUCCAUGUAGACAAGGUCCAUAAUAUAUUGGCUGAAAUGGUUAUGGGUGGGAUGGUUCUGGAGACCAACAUGAAUGAAAUUGUCACUCAGAUUGAUGCUCAGAAUAAACUGGAAAAAUCUGAGGCUGGUUUAGCAGGAGCUCCAGCCCGGGCUGUUUCAGCUGUAAAGAAUAUGAAUCUGCCAGAGAUCCCAAGAAAUAUUAAUAUUGGUGACAUCAGUAUAAAAGUGCCAAACCUGCCCACUUUUAAAUAACAUGGCUACUCCAGGUAAAACCAAGGGAAAAUGUAAUAGAGGUUUACCACAUACUUGUUUACUAAAUAAAUGAUAUGUCUAACUUUUAGUAUUUGAGUAAAACUAAAGGUACUGUCUAAACGUUAUUUGAAAAAUCAGUGUGUGGGAUUGAACAUUGCUUUUGUCUUGUUUGUGAAAUUAAAGAAAUGGGUAGUUCCUGUGUGAUUUCUGAGUACAUUCCUAUGCCCUUGGCAUAUACUGUUUCGGCUGCUGCAGUAUUUUGGAAAAGUAUAACCUAUAAUGCUGAGUUUUUUGUAUAUUCACUGAGGACUAUAAGUAGUGCAUUCUAUAACCACUUUUGUUGUUUGUCAUGAUUAUUUAAGUGCAAAUAUUGCAUGAAAACGUAAAACUCAUUUAAAUAAAAUCAUAGCAAACUGGACUUCUAAAUAUGUGUUUGUCUAAAAUCUACUCUUUGCAAUAAAUCACUUCCUAUUCACUGA
Messenger RNA from Phasianus colchicus (ring-necked pheasant), 1157 nucleotides. RefSeq names its product adaptor related protein complex 3 subunit sigma 1 (gene AP3S1). Lineage: Eukaryota; Metazoa; Chordata; Aves; Galliformes; Phasianidae. Gene Ontology annotation, cellular component: membrane coat; AP-3 adaptor complex. Gene Ontology annotation, biological process: Golgi to vacuole transport; intracellular protein transport. The record is from RefSeq and is a predicted model, not a curated record.